CCGGCGUGAACCAAACCAACAUAACCUAACCUCAUUUUUGAUUUUAUAUUUUGAUUUUGAUUCUUGAAUAUUUUUCUUCAGUUUAAACUAAAUAUUUCUUUAAUUUAUUUUUCCCACUUUCCCUGUAUUUCUCAUCGCAAACAAGUCUUGAUGUUCAAUAUAAACAAUAAAUAUAUAAUGUAGCUUGUAGGUAACACCAAACCAAAGCUAAAUAUAAAAUCAAUUUAAAUUUCAAUAAUCUCUUGUUACAAAUUUAAUUUAUCUUUCCCAAGCCCCCAAAUGAUUCCAUUAAGAAUUACCACUAAUAUCCUCGCCAGUCGUCUGCAAAUAGCUACGUUCAGCCCUAUUUUAUUCAAUCAUUUACACCACAGAUUAAAAAGUGGUGGUACUAGAAGUGAAAUAACUCCAUCUGCGAGUAGCAAAGAAUCUGCAAUCGACACAAAUGUAAAACCUCUAGGCGAAAGAGUGAAGGAAACUACCAAGACAACUUACAAUGCUUUAAUUAUUCUGGUUGGCCUAGGAGUGAUAGGCGGUUUGGGUUAUACGAUAUUUAGUGAAUUGUUUUCUAGUAAGAGUCCUAGUAAUAUUUACAAGAAAGCUGUAGAUAAGUGUAUUGAGAAUACGCAGGUGUCUGAUAAGCUGGGGUAUCCGAUAAGCUCGCACGGACAUGAAACAAGAAGAGGCAGGAGACAACAUGUUACUCACGCUUUUUAUGUUGACAAGGAAGGAAGAAAGCAUAUUAGAAUGAAAUUCCAUUUGAAAGGUACUUCCCAUUCGGGCACUAGCCAUGUUGAUAUGGUAGAGAAUGACAAAGGAAAGUAUGAAUACCGCUACUUAUUCGUGGAAGUGGAUGACAUGUUCAAAAGUGUGAUAAUUGUAGAAGACAACCGCAACAAACUUGGCCCUGAGUCAAAUCUGCACGACCUGGACAUGAAAUUUUAAAUAAAGCUCGACUUUUAUUGUAAAUUGUAUUUUUUAUUUAUGUUUGUUUUAUCCUCAUACAUCGAUACUAAAUUGUUUUUGAAAAUAUAAGUUUUUAUUUGAAGUAUGAUCCAGGAUAUUAUUAUGUAAACGGCAAUGUAUUGCAUCCAUGCUAACUUUAUUAUUUGCCAGAAUCUUGGUUUGAAGUAAAUUUUUUGUUCUGGGUAUUUUAGGAUAAGGUUGAUUGUGAAAGUACCGUCCAUGAUGGGAUUUGUUGUUGUUAAUAUGUUGUCCAAAGUGGUUUUUACUAAAAACAUGCAUACAAUUACUUUUGAGCAAUACUUAUAAUAUAAUAAUUGAGCUACAGUCUACAGUUAGGUGUUAUGAAUUACAUAACUUACAUUUGCUCUCUGCAUAUCUUGCUAUAAUAUUUUCAAAUUUUACACUUUGAAUAUCUUCCUUAUUGAUAAGUAAAUAGUCUGGGUUCAUUGCCAAGUCAUAUUUAGAACAUCUUAUUGCUUCUGAUUGUUUCAAACCCAAGUCUGCAUAGACAGAAAUUUGAGUAAGACUACUAGUAACAAAGUUUUGGUAUAUGAUGGCACUUUGUGUAUGAAAGGUACAUGGCAAC
Messenger RNA from Ceutorhynchus assimilis (cabbage seed weevil), 1549 nucleotides. The record is from the annotation of a GenBank genome assembly. Lineage: Eukaryota; Metazoa; Arthropoda; Insecta; Coleoptera; Curculionidae.